Messenger RNA from Melozone crissalis (California towhee), 8454 nucleotides. RefSeq names its product sperm associated antigen 17 (gene SPAG17). The coding region runs from base 1 to 6411 and encodes 2136 amino acids. The transcript is spliced from 48 exons. NCBI's taxonomy places the organism in Eukaryota, Metazoa, Chordata, Aves, Passeriformes, Passerellidae. Gene Ontology annotation, biological process: axonemal central apparatus assembly; epithelial cilium movement involved in extracellular fluid movement. Gene Ontology annotation, cellular component: axonemal central apparatus. The record is from RefSeq and is a predicted model, not a curated record.
AUGGGCCCCAAGCAGCCUAAGUCCGGCCGGGACACGCCGGGGUCCGUGCAGCCGACCUGGGAGCCCGCGCUGGUGUCCGCCCGCCUCGAGGAGGAUGACUGGAAGCCUAGCAUCAGUUUUGUUGUCGGGAGCAAGAUUGAGGAUGAAAUGCACACCCAGGCCCUGGCUCUUGCUGUGCAGGUGCCACUGCGAAAACUCUUCAGUGUGAUAACAUCUGAUGACCUUUACAAACAGGUCGCAGAAUCUGGGCGUCCAAAGGGAAGAAGGCUUAAGGAUAUGCCUAUGUACUAUGAGGUGAUGGAAUUAGCCAAAGCCUUUCUGGACCAGGGUGAAAAAUUUCCUGCAACACUAACUGGAAAGCUGUUGAAAUUUCAAUUGCUUUGUCUCAAACAGAAGGCUCUUCAGAGAAGAGAAGAGGAAAAGAAGGCAGAACAGCUGAAAAAAGAAAAGGAGAAAGCGAGAGAAAAAGAGAAAGAAAAAGAAAAAGAAAAAGAUAAGAAAUCUCCUGAUAAGACAGGUGGAAAAGAUAGUAAAGGAAAAAAGUCAGAGUCAUCAUCCCCUGUUAAAAAGGACACCAAAUUCAAACAACGGGGAGAAGUGGAAGUGAAAGACAAAUACAUUGAUGAUGAACCAGAUGAUGGUGCUCAUUAUUACGUUAUCAUUCUGGGUUUCCCCAGUCUUCAGUUGUUACCUGUCUUGAUUGAGCUUGGGAUUAACAUUUCAAGUGUAAUUCAAAUUUCUUCUGAAAAUUACAAGCCAUUGCAGAUAUACUUAGAAGCAACUAAACUUCAAAAACAAUCUUCACUUUCACUUGAAGAUAUAGAAGCAGAGAAAAGAAAGGAAGAUGAAGCUAAGAAAGACCUGGAAACAUUUUGGAAAUUCCUGGAGCCCGUUCUGAGCAGUGGAAAGCAUGGAUCAAGUCUCUUUGAUGUUGCCAGGCUUCAUUACCUAGUUAAGGAAAGUGACUUUCCCCCUGAUUGGACAGACAGAGAAAUGCUGCUUGAAUUGGGUACUGUGGUGUUUGAACAUGUUGCUUGUUUGAUGUAUGACUGCCUGGACUGGAGAAGACAGCAUUGCAACUACUUGGAAAACACCAAGUUUAUUAACGUGACUGUGUUACCAGAGAGCAAAUCAACACAACCAUCUUCACUUGAGGAGCAACCAGCACCACAGAUGUCACCUACAAGGAAAAGAGGGAAACAAGAAGAAAUUCUGCCAACAAUAGUUCUGUCAGAGACAGAAGAAACUUCUGUUCUGUUUCCUUCUGUGGACAUGAGAUAUUACAAUGACUUGCUGUAUCAAAUUCCUGAGGAGUACUUUUCUGUACCCUUAAUGCUGAGCUGCAUGUUGGAACAGGUUAUUGCAAGUGAGGAAGACCUUCCACCACCAAGUCUUGUGUCACUAGAGCCUCAGGAAGAUGAGCUGCAUCGUGCCAUCGCAGAUCAUAUAAUCUCUGUCCUUCCUUCUCUUUACCUUCCUAUGAGUGAAAAAAAGAAUCUGUAUGACUACUUUUCUCCUAAACCAAAUGUACAAGAGAGGGUCACCCCCGAGUACCCUCUCUUAUUUAACUACCACGAUGCCCUGGCUCAGCGGUUGCACCUCCUGAAGGUCCAAGAGAAUGUCGAUCCAGAAAAGAUUGAGCAUGAAAUGAUGGAUAAACUGCCUCUUACAGAACUUAUCCAUUUCACCCCUCCUUCAACUGAAAACAACACUAAACGCUUGGCCAGAAUUCAUGAGCUCAUGUAUUAUUUUACUACUGAACUUCUGAAUUGGGCUGAAGUAGAAAGAGCCUUCAGAGUGUUUACUUUUGAAAGCCUGAAGCUGACUGAGCUAAGCGACUCUGGUUUCCUGGAGAGCUCUGGAUCUAGGCUUGGAGGUGAUUCUGAAGAGUCUUAUAUCCCUUGGGAUAAUCCAGCCAUGUUUGCUAGACAGCUGAGACAACUCUUCCUUAUGGAAAAGAAAUUUAGUGGGAAAUCUCCAAGAAGCUCUGGGUAUACAGAAACAAGUGACGAAGAUGAAGAAGACAAUCCGGUUUAUCCUCUUUUGAACGUAGAUUUGGAUCAUCUUUAUUCUGAUAUGGUGAGUCUCGAAAAUUAUGGCCUAGGACCAAAAUUAGAAGAAAUAAAAAAGACACAGAGGCGUUGCUUGACAGACUGGAGUUUGGAAGAGCAUUUUCAACCACAUGUUCUUCAUCAGGUUCUUCAUACAGCAUCCCAAGAAUACAGAUGUAUUGAUUCCUUUUAUCAUAGCCAAGAUAACUCUUUACUAAUGGUUUUUCACAAUCCCAUGAAUCAACAUCGUCAGAGCCAAGAGACUUGGAAUAUUGCUCUGCACUCUAAUGUGGGAUUCAGAAACUAUCUUGAGCUGGUGGCCAACUUAAUUGAAGACUGGGUGAAAGAGGAAGAAGCUAAAUACCAAAAAGAGAAGAUGGGCAGCACAACUGAACCUGAGAAUGUAAUAGAGUCUCAAUCCAAGAAAGAAGAAAGUCCCAUUAUCAGAGAAGAUUCUCUAAAGGCUUGGAAGAUUGAGCAGGACCGAUUACGAGAGGAAGAAGAAAAAGAAAACGAAGAAGAACAAGAAAAGGAAGAAAAAUUGCAAAGUAAAAGGAGAAGCCAGGAUUUAAGAGGAAGUAAAGAAGGAAAUAAAAAAGGAAAUAAAGGAUCAAACAGAAGACCUUUGGAAGACAAGUAUCAAAAUGAGUCAGCGAAAGCUGCUGAACUUGAGGAUCAUAGCAUUCCAGAAACAUGUUCUGAGAAAGUUUAUAAGUUUCAUGGCUACAAUACAGGGGAGGAUAUCAUUCAAGUAUCAGGAACCAAUCGGUAUCUUUUCCCAUCCGAUGGAGGACAGAUUCAAGUAGAGAAGAUAGAGUUUGUAAAAAAAACUUUGAUAAAGGUGAAAGUAAUGAAAGACAAGCACAAUUUCUUCGUUCAUGUCACAGACCCCAAGGAAAACUUCAAGGAAGCUGAAGAGCAAGAAAUUAAUGAAGAACAGCAAAUUACAUCAGAAGAAUUGAAAAAUAAAAAGAAAGCUGUGAGCAAGUUUGGAUCUUUUUCAGCCACCUUGGAAAAUGGAAUCCAGCUGUCUCUGAGCUAUUAUGGACCUACAGGGGAGGCAGAUGAUGAAACAGCUCUUGUCUUAGAAAGAAUUCUGAACAUCCCUUCUGUUCAUCUUCCGACGGUAGUUCCAACAGUUUCUGUUAUUACACCAUCGCAGGGAAAAAAAGAUAAGCUUGACAGAGGAAAAUCAGGAAAAGCUUCUACCAAAGGAAACCGUCGCAAAUUAGCCCCUUCACCACCUGAUAACGUGAAAGAAGAGCAAAAGGUAGAAAUGCAAGAACCAGUUCCCCAAGCACAAGAGGUGUCAGAUGCUCCUGCUUUUCCAAGUUUGAAUGUCUCCUGUCCCAACGGACUUGUACUAACUUUCCUCAGUGAAAGGUUUCAAGAUUUGAAAGGUGAAGCCGCUGCCACUGAAGCAAAGAAAGAGACAGUAGAGGAAAGUAAAGGCAAAGCAGAUGAGGAAGAAAAGGAAAAGGUUAUGCCAAGUGGAGGGAAGGAAGAGGUUAUGCCAAGUGGAGAGGAGGAACAUCAGGUUACAGAAGGCGAAAUCAAGCAGGAAGACACCCAAAGUGAACAGGCUAAGCAGCCUCCUCUGGAAAUUAUGGUUAGACAGAGUUAUCCCCAAAAGGUAAAGAACUCUCAUCUUUAUUCAUCUCCAGCGAGGCAAAAAGAACAAGAGGUGUCAAGAGUCAUCACUAGUCAAGGAACUGUCAUAAAGCACCUGAUGGAUGGAUCUACCCAGAUUCUGUUUGCUGAUGGCACAGUGAUUAAUAGCCCUGAUUCUGGUCCUGUCCUACCCCCACCUGCAGAUGAAAUACGGAUGAAAUCUCCCUUACCAGAAUCAGACCAUUUAUCUGAGAAUAGCUCAAAGAAAGGAAAAGGCAGUGACAAGACAUCACUACCGUCUCAGAAGUCUGAUGAGUUUGAAAAGGCCAUUUCUACACAACCUAAGGCAGGAACCUGGAUAACAACAACUCCAUUAGGCAUUCUAGUGGGCACAGAGGGUGCCACAAGAAUGGAUCUGAAGCCUCUUUUAAUGUAUCAGGCCACAAACCCAGCUGAUGGAAUGAUUAUGACUGUACGAGAAGAUGAAGUGAUAAUUGUUGAAAAGCCAGAUGGUAACAAAGUAGUAGAACAUGCUGAUGGUACCAGGAUCACAUCUUUUUAUGAAAAAUAUGAAGACCUUUCUGCACCAGAGAGUAGUGUGGAAGCAGAAGCCAUUGCAAAGAAGUGCAAAGGUACACGAGUAGAGCAUCCUGAGUUUGCUACUGUUAUAGCAAAUUGGGAGGAUGGUACUUGUUGUACUGUCUUUGGAGAUGGGACAUCUAUUGUGGCAAAGCCACAGGGAACAUAUCAGGUUUUACCCAGCAAGGGAGGCUUUCUUUUCUUUGAUGAAGACUGCUCAGCAGUUUACAGCCAUGAAGUUUAUGAUUUCAGCAACAAGGAAGAAGAGAAACAAGCAGGGAGAUACAUUAUGAAACACACUUCCAGCACUAUUUGUGAGAUGAUGGAUCCUGAAGGAAAUACUUUCAAGGUCCUGGCUGAUGGCAGCACAGAUGUGUGCAUUCCCAGCAGUGGCUCUGAUGACAAGGAGGACAGGAGUUCAGCAGCAGAUGAUGUUAACAAACCUAUCACUGAUAACGAGCAUGUCCCCAGGUUUUUCAUCAUCUCUGAGGAUGGUUCUGGAACGGAGCUCCUGCGAACAAAGGAUGUACGCGAGUAUAUGGCUGAGGCCUGCAGUGAUCCUGCCACUGCAGUCUUGCAGGAUCCUGUACAAGAACAGCCAGGUGUUUUAAGUAUUACUGUCCUCCGGCCUAUGGCUGAAUCAUCCCCCUGGGUAAUGAAGAAAGAACCAGAGAGUAUUGUUCCUCCAUAUCUACAGCCAGAGACUCAGAAAGAAUCUUCUCCUCCUGAGAGGGAGAUCAAAGGUUCCCUAGUGAGAAGGUAUGCCUGGAGGGGUCUCAGCAUCGGAGAAGCUCGUGUGUCCUUGCCAGCCCCCGUGCGAAAAUGUCCCAGAAAACUGCAGAUCCGCCAGCUAUUCCAGUAUAAGCCACUCUGUGAGGAACUAAGAGAAAAACUGCAUCUUUCCCUCAAGGAAUAUAUAGAGAACAUCUUAAAGCAGGAAAAUGAGCUGGAAGAGAUUAAUGUGAAAGAACCAAGAACAGAAGAGGAAAAGGAGAAUGCUGCAAGUCUCCUUGAACAGGUUACAUCCUUCCCUGACUGGAAGAAAUCAACUGAAAAGCUCAGUAAUAAAGCCCGUGUGAGCCAGUUGUAUGAGCAGGCAGUGGCUCCUCCUGCCCAGGAUCACACAAGGAAGGCAAGCACUGCAAAGAGACAGGACCAGCAGGACAGUCCGGAUGGAGUAACAUCCAAGUGGAAAAGCAAACUGGAAGAGACCAGGAAAGAACUGGAUAAACAGAAAGCUUUAUUCGCAGCACUAAUAAAUGAUAUUUAUGCUCCGUAUUUUGAAUCUGAAUUUGGCAAAAACUUCUACCAACAAAAGUUUCCUGAUUUGGAAGCAAUGUCUAAGGAACUUCCUCCACUUCAAAAAGAAACAAGUGAGACCUGGCCUCUGAGGCUGAUAAGAGAACCCAGUGGAGCAGCUGAAUUUCUUGGUACCACAAGUGAAUCAUCCCUUUCAUCUGGCCUUCCCCUGCAGUAUCCUUCCAAACAAGUUGAUGGUUCCAGCAGCACAACAGACAAGACUGAGGGGGCAGAAGAGACAGCCUUUCAACAGAAAGUUCCAAGUCUGAUGCUGGAUGUUACAGGACAGACAAGAAAAGAGAGAGUAAUAUUACCACCAUGCCUUCAGGGGAAAAAACCAAACACCAUACCAAAUAAAAAGAUAGAAGAUCCUGCUUCAGGAAAGGUCAGCACAUCUUCUCUUGCAACAAGACAGGAUCUUACCAAAUUCCAUCUCAUCCCACCCAGGGUGGUAUUUGGAGUGCUAAAGGAAGGCUGCAUCUAUGCAACCAUUGUAAUCAUGAAGAAUGUUGGUGUGAACUUCUCAAGGUUUCGGGUGAAGCAGCCGCCUCCAUACACAGGACUGAGAGUGAUGUACACACCAGGACCUGUGGCAGCAGGCUUGCAGGCUGAACUGGAGAUAGAGAUUUUUGCCAUGCUGAUUGGAGGGAAAGACACUGGUGGCCUUGAAGAAGUUUCCCAUAAUAUUGAAAUAGUAACAGAAACUGAAACUCUUCUCCUGCCUGUGAAAGCAAAUAUCCUUUCCAGUGACAUUUAUCAGCGACGCCCCGAAGGAUUCCCCCAGGGAGGGAUGGCAGCAGGAGUCCAGGAAGUUCCUCCAAGCCCCAGGCCACGGUUUCGGAUUACACUCCCACGAAAGCUUUAUAGUUAGUGUUAGAGCCCGAGAAGAUCAACAUGAGGAUAAGCAACACUGAAAUGCCUAGAUUUUAGUUCAAACUUACGGAAACAUGCAGUGUAAUUUUCCCAUUCAUUUAAUCAGAUUAAAUGAAAAUAAAUAUUUUGCCUUUUCCUUGUUAAUGAGAAAGGUGGUCCAAAAGUUGCACAAUCUCCUGAUGUGGCUGUCUGAAAUGUAAACAGUGAAAAGAUUGCUGUAUUUCAACCCUACUACAGAGCAGUGCUUCAUGGUUCCCACAAAGUUUGUUUUUAAAAGGGAUUAGGUUUCUAAUAACCUGUGCUGAGGCACCUGAAAUCUUUUUCAAGUACUGGAAAUGCACCAAGUUUCAACACAGUCAACUGUGAUUCUUCAGGAGCUGCUGACCUGCUCUGAUCUUCUAAUUCCUAAGUUUCUGUUUGCUUUCACAAUCAUAGGCUUGCCUUUCUGUGUGCUCACCUACCUUUAAUAAGCUGCACAUACCAGAUGGGUGGUGUGAGUACACGAAGUUGCACUUGACAAGAGAGGGACCCUUACACCCUCUUGUUCACAGUCAAACAUGAGCACCUUCAAAUGUUCACCUGCUCAUCUCUCUUCAUAGUGAGACACUGAGCCACUUAGAGAUGGUUUUUUGCCCCUCCUUGAUCCCACCUACAUAGCAAUGACUAAAAGAAAGGUCACAGGCUAUUUCUGAGCCACCAUAUUUGUGUGCCCAAGUGCAGCUCUGCUUCUGGUUUAUGAAUUCAUUUCUCACAAGGUCCUUUCCUGUGCUUCAUCCUUUUUCCAACAUGUGACAUGCUGAGAGAGAUGGGGAAUUUUCCUUGAUACAUGCAGAUGAUUUGUUGUCACAACACUUCACAGUGACUGAGAAUCCCAUGAUUGGCCAUUAACAGCAGCUUUCACCAGUGUGAAACAUGAAUGCCAGUUCUGAACCAUCACAUCCACACUGUUAGGUGAGAUACAUAUUCUAAUAAUACAGAUUUAAGCUUGCCCUGUACUUGAAAGUGCUUUCCUGCUCAGGUUUGUAAAUCUAGGGAAUUUCACCCAAGAAAGGGCAAAGUGAUGUCCUAAGGAUAUUAGAAUUCCUAUCAGAGGACUGUUGGCACAGGACAGACCUCUUCCAUUUAAAGCACAUGCUGGCCUCUGUCAGUAGCCACCCAAGUACUGCAUUAGUACAGACCCACCACAAGUGAUGAAAAUCAGAGAACCAGAGGGAAACUUCAAGAAGGCAGCCUGUAUCAGCAGCUAGGGAGAGACAACAACUUUUCAAUACCUAAAAGACGUUUUCUCCAAGGAUUCUUCCCUCACACCAGUGACAGCAAACAGAGACAAAAGUGUAGGAAUUCCACCUCUUCCAACCCAGAUCAGAGGAUAUCUGAGUCAUUAUAAGAUGACUCUGCAUCCCAAGCUAUUCUUCUGUAUCACCAUUUACAUACUUCCCAUCAGUCCCUGAGUUCAUGUGCCCAUGGCCAUGAUUUUUUCUUCCAGGCCUCCCAGGGGAUCAUCAAAUAGCAGUUCAUUAUACAGCAUCCAUAACAUCUGUUUCCCUGACAUUAAGGUAAACAGAGGCACAGCCAGCCUUCCCCUUUUGGUAUCCAGUUUUGGCCUCUCUGUCCUCAGUCACCUCAGCUGAGGGCGCACUGUGGUGUCACAAGCCAGCUCUCCAUCUGUAACACUUGUAUUUCCAGCAGGCUGGCCAUUUCAGCAGCAGAUAAUGUGGAUAACAGAUGUCAACUGACUUUACCAACAAAAUGUAUCAUCCUACAGUGCAUCCUCUUCCUCCUAGUAAUCCCUCCUAGGAGGGUCUAUUUUGGGAGUAGCAAAGGAAAAGAACAGAAUAAAAUGAAAUAGAACAGCCUAAGUCAGGAUAGAGAGACGUCUGAAUGCAGCUGUUUCCAGAUGCCUCUAUAAUUAUAAUUUCAUAUUUGUCCAGAUAUGGAUGAAACUUGUGAUUCAAGUGAAACAACUGGCAGAGCUGUAUGAAGACUGCCAUUUUUAUACAGUCUGAAAGCCACCUGGAAAUGGAGCACGUGCUCCUGUGAA